Molecule: messenger RNA, 1482 nt
Organism: Saccostrea cuccullata (small rock oyster)
Lineage: Eukaryota; Metazoa; Mollusca; Bivalvia; Ostreida; Ostreidae
Product: zinc finger CCHC domain-containing protein 8-like
Exons: 8
Coding region: 16-1362 (448 amino acids)
Cellular component (GO): catalytic step 2 spliceosome
Molecular function (GO): RNA binding
Source: RefSeq, a predicted model, not a curated record
GUGCUCAGGUGAGCGAUGUGGCCCAUGGGCCUUUUGUUAUUUUCCAGGACUAAGCAGAGUUGCUUUAAUUGUGGUGGUGAUCACAGAAUUAAUGAGUGUACAGAACCCAAAGACUUUAGAAGAAUCAGGGAAAACAAGAACAAAUUCCUGCAGCAAGCACAGAUGCAGAAACAAUCGUCACAAAGAUACCAUGCAGAAGAAGAGUUGGAUCCAAGAUUUGCUUCUUUUAAGCCUGGUGUCAUUAGUCCUGGUUUACGUAGAGCAUUGGAGAUCUCUUCAAAAGAGCUACCUAUUUACAUUUAUCGCAUGAGGGAUCUGGGAUAUCCACCAGGCUGGAUGCAAGAGGCUUUGUUGAAAGAUUCAGGGAUAUCUAUAUUUGACAAAGAUGGAAAUGAAGUGUUAGUAACAGGAGAAAUGAUGGAAGAUGGUGAAAUAAAGGAUCGUAUCCCAAAUGAUGGUCAGAUUGACCCUGAGAAGAUUAUAGAGUACCCAGGAUUCACAGUUGAUCCACCGGAAUGUGUUAAAGAUGAAUAUGAAAAAUAUGGAUAUCUUCCAAUGCAGCAUUGCCAACUUGUUACAACACUGAAAAGGGAUUUACAAGAAUUGGCAGAAAGCAGGAAAAGGAAAUUUGAGGAUGGCACAGAAUCUGAGAGAAGGCGACAGAAACUGAGGUCAGAGGAAGGUGAUGACAUGGAUAUUGAGGAAGAAGGAACUGUAAAAUCUGUCAAUGGCCAUGUCUUUGUACCACCUUUACCUUUGGAUACUCCUCCUACAAGGCCACCCCUACCCAAAGAAACUCCACCCCACACUCCACCAGUCCCAAAGCUGAGUCUACCCAAGGUAGCGCGAGAGAUCUCAAUGACAGAAUCAGAGAGAUCUGAGUCUCCUUCACUGGAGGAACUGGAAGGGCAGCUAAAGCUGUUACAGGAGAAGCUGGUGUCAGGUGAGGCUGAUACAGAUCUGCUGGAUAGCUGUGUAACCAGUGAUGAGGACAGUAACUCGGAGGUGGCCGGACUCCUGGCCCUAAAGCAGAAAAUUCUAAAGAGGACAGAUUCAAUCUCUUCUAUACAGACAUUUGGUGAGCUUGGUUCUGGUGGAUCAUGUCCUAGCACACCUCAAACACCCAACAUUUCCCUCAGUGAUGUGAACCCUCUUAGCAGUUUACAUCAGAGCAAUUCUAUAUCCAAGGAUUAUGGUACCCCCAUUUUAAAGGGACCAGUUGAGUCAUUGCCUGAUUCUUCUAAAUUUGGUGAAGGUAUAGAGGAUCACAUUCCGUAUGAGAAUCUACCAGACGCCACUGGAACAUUUGACAAAAUCAGAGACCUUAUAAAUAAAGUCAGAACUAUGAAAAAGAAAAAGUAAUUCUUAAAUUGCAGAAAGUGAUCAGAAUUAAACAUUGAUCACAAAUUGAUGACACAAUUUCAUACUUUUAUACUGUUCAUAUUUUGCAGCAAUUCAUUCAUGAUAAAAUGUUGUAUCAAA